This is a messenger RNA of Myxocyprinus asiaticus (Chinese sucker), 2576 nucleotides long. Its product is annotated as rhomboid domain-containing protein 3-like. Lineage: Eukaryota; Metazoa; Chordata; Actinopteri; Cypriniformes; Catostomidae. The transcript has 5 exons. The coding region runs from base 443 to 1525 and encodes 360 amino acids. Gene Ontology annotation, cellular component: membrane. The record is from RefSeq and is a predicted model, not a curated record. Gene Ontology annotation, molecular function: serine-type endopeptidase activity; protein binding.
AACUGUAAAAUGGACAGUCCGUCGGUGAUUGUAACUACGUACAUCUUAUAUGUCUGAUGACGUGUAUAGUUAACUAAAUUGAUCAUUACACUAUUUAAUAACAAUGUAAUCAAGGUUAUUUAUUAAAUACACAUUUAUAACGUUUUCCAAAAAAGAAGUUAAUCCCAAGGCUCUUAAUGCGCUAGUCUGCAGCAGGAAGUUGUUCGCUGUCAAAAUAAAAAGGUGGUGAAAUGACACUGGUAUCUUGUGUAAGUUGGUACUAUUUAUUAUUAUAAUAUCAAACAGAACUUAGGAUGCUACAGAAAACUGGAUAAUGCAUUGACGCGCAGAACCAAGUGUUUAAUAUUUAAAGCAUGGAUACAUGUCAUCCACUUGCAAUACAUAUCUAGAUACAUGCGUUCAAUAAUAACAACCCAUCAAGUGAUGCAUUUUUCUAUUUACAAUGCUUGAUCAUAUCUUUUUGGCAUGGAUUUGGUUUGGUUCCAACCGUCCAGGAUUUUGUUGUGGUACAUUUUUAAUAUCCAUGUCAAUUUUGUUGACUUGGCUCUCUGGAAUCCACGCCAGCCUGAGUUUAGGACCAGGUGGUGAAUUUCCUGGAUUUGAUGAUUUCAUCUUCUACGCCUUAAGUCACGAGGAGUUAACCUCCUUUCUCUACAACAUCAUUCUGCUGCUGUGGCUCGGACCCUGUCAGGAGAGGAGAUGGGGCACCUUCGUCUUCCUCGCCCUGUCCUUCCUCUCCACUGUGCUUCUUCCUCCCAUUUAUGCCCUCUUUCUCUUUGUCACCGGGGAUGAAGCCAGCAGGAUCAGUGGAUACGCAGCCACUCACCUGGCCCUGUUCACAGCUCAGUGUGGACAGGUGAAGCAGAGGAGAGUCCUGCGUCAUGUUCCUGUCUGGUUCUUGCCUUGGUUUUUCUUGCUGCUCAACCUUUUUCUGCUUCCCAGUGCUCCAGGCCUGCUGCACUUUUAUGCCAUUUGCCUGGGACUCAACUACAGUAAAGAGUUUAUUGAUAUAUUGCAGCAGUCAGAGAGACUGGGUGCCUGUGCCUGCUUGCCAAAAUGGGCCUACAUCCCUGUUAUUUCUCAUUCACACCUGCCAACUAACAUCAGCCCCUCCGAAAGACCCGAGCCUGAGCCAACUCAGAUGGGACACAUGCCAUCAGUCAGUAGAUCCCAGUUGCAAGAUCAUUCACAUGUGCUUCCAUGGCAAAAUUCUGUGUCUGAGUGGCAUGAGGAGUCUUUGUUGGCAACAGAUGCGCAGUUGUUAGAGGAGCAGAUGCUAAGAUCUGGGAUAUUAGCAUCACUACAGGAUGCACCUGAGGGUGCGGAUAAAGUGGAAGUACCCAAGUCCUCUGUAUCUUCAUUACGGUUGCAACAGCUGGAGAAGAUGGGCUUCCCUACAGAGAAAGCUGUUGUGGCUCUUGCUGCUACUGGGCAGCUGGAUGGAGCUAUUUCUUUACUUAUCGAUGAUCAGAUUGGGGAGGAGGCAGUGGUCAUCUCUAAAGGCAAGAAGUCACCGUCAUCAUAGCUCAGGGAUACUCAGAACAUUUAUGGACUUUUUCGAAGUUGUUUUAUGGCACUGACUUUGGAUCAUCCCAUUACUUGCACUGAGUUAAGCAUGGCAUUGAUCUUGGUCUACAAGGCAGAGACCUGAUGAACUGUUACUAUGCAUUUAUCAGUUACUUCAUAACUCUUGGGUGGAGUCCAGUUGAUGAUGGAUGGUGUGGAAGAUUAAUAUAUUUUUAUUAUGGUGUUGGCAGCUAUUAUGAUUAAAGUUUAAAUAAUGGAAAACAAUGUACUCCAAGCAGUGAUCAAAUUGUCCCAAUGGAUGAGACGUGGAUGUUCAUUAUGAUCCAAAAAACCUCUUCACUGACACUAUGUCAUUAAAUCCGCAUUAGCAGGUUGUCAGGCCAGGAAGAGCAUGUGCAAAUGUCAGUAUGAGUCCUUUUUUAGUCAUCUUGUCAGCGUAAUAGCUUGUAUUACCAAAUAUUCAAAAAGUAUUGCUGUAUAAAGUAUUGAUGAAAAUGUGGAUUGUAUUACAAAAGAAACACACAACAAAGUUUAUUUUGUUUUUAACAACAUUUGGUAAGACUGCACACUGGCAAGACAAAUUCACACAGUUUUAAAAUGGAAAAAUACAAGUGAUGAUACAUUAAUUAAUAUAGAGAAUAAGGAAAACAUCAACUGCUAAUAAUCAUCUAUAAAUAAUUAAUAUAACAAUAUUUAUAUAGGAAUACAAAGACAGUCAUGGAAAGAAAGUUCUUGAGGAAGGAAAUCAGUCCUAUGUGCACAUAACUGUGAUGGAAAGGCGUGCAUGAAACGCAAAAACAGAAUUCAAGUUCCAUGUUUACUUUUCAUACUUCCCCUUAUAUCAGGUUUUGAGACACAAACUUCUCUACUUCAUGCAAUUGCAUUUUUUUUUUUUUUUGAGGGAUUCUGUUAUUUUUAAUUUUGUGUAAUAAUUAUUUGCCUAUGCUUAAAAAGAGGAGAAUCUGAAAAUAUAAUUCAGAACCACAUAAACCCCUGCUCACUGACAUCUUUUAGCAAAUUUUAUAUAUAUAUAUAUAUAUAUAUAUAUA